This is a messenger RNA of Dendronephthya gigantea, 660 nucleotides long. RefSeq names its product mitochondrial import receptor subunit TOM20 homolog. Gene Ontology annotation, biological process: tRNA import into mitochondrion; protein targeting; protein import into mitochondrial matrix. Gene Ontology annotation, molecular function: transmembrane protein transporter activity. The transcript is spliced from 5 exons. Gene Ontology annotation, cellular component: mitochondrial outer membrane translocase complex; mitochondrial outer membrane. The record is from RefSeq and is a predicted model, not a curated record. The coding region runs from base 39 to 533 and encodes 164 amino acids. Lineage: Eukaryota; Metazoa; Cnidaria; Anthozoa; Malacalcyonacea; Nephtheidae.
UAUUUCGCCAUGCUGAAGAUGCAAGGAGUGAAUAUUGCAUGAGACAAACUUUCAACCUUUUUUUCACUUAUAAAAUGAAUUCCAAGUACGUUAUUGGAAUACUAGGAGCUGUUGGAACAGCCUUCGUAGGAUAUUGUAUAUACUUCGACAGAAAACGUAGGAGUGAUCCUAAUUUUAAAGAGAAACUCAGGGAGAGAAGAUUAAAAGCAAAAAGAGAAAAAGAAACAGCACAAGCUGAAGAGCUUAAGGCUCGUAUGCCAGAUCGCAAUGACCAAGCAGCACUGCAGAAAUUCUUCUUUGACGAAAUCCAGAAGGGAGAAGAAUUACUUGCUGCAGGGGAAUAUGAAGCAAGUGUUAAGCAUUUAACCAAUGCCAUUGCAAUAAGUGGUCAACCUCAGCAACUACUACAAGUAUUCCAACAGACGUUACCACCUGACGUGUUCAAAAUGUUAAUGACAAGUCUGGCCUCUGCAACAAAAACUCCCUCUGCUACAGCACAGAAUGCCUCAAUGGAUGGUGAUACUUUGGACUGAGAAUAUUUUAAAGAUUUUGUAGAAUAUUUGUACACAAUAUUGUAUAAAUUUUGUAUUCGUUAGCCAGCCCAGAACCUUGUCAUAGACAAUUUAAAUUAGUGCAUCAAUUGGAUAAGCAAAUAUAUGC